This is a messenger RNA of Symbiodinium natans, 417 nucleotides long. The record is from the annotation of a GenBank genome assembly. Lineage: Eukaryota; Dinophyceae; Suessiales; Symbiodiniaceae.
AUGGGAUGUGGGGCAAGUGCGGCGAAAGUGCAGCCAACGACGCAGCUGCGACAGAAAGGGCCGUUCGGAGUGAUCCCGGCAUAUGAUGAUCUCUCGGCGGCCAUGCAGCAGCAGGCGAUCUCUGACGGCCCGAGCACUAGGGUGAAGAAGGCAGCCAUGCCGAAAGCAGCGUGCCAGCAUCCGGCGCAGUUGAGGUUCGAAGGCACGAUCUUCUCACCGGAGGACGAGGAUGAAGGCUCGAAGCUGGAUUGGUCCUCUAUGGAUUCCAGCACCUGGACAACACGCUGCGCGAAGGGUGCGCCCAUGCAGCCAGACCGCCGAUCACAUGAACGCCAUCUCCGUGUGCUUGACCAGUUCCGACGGGCGGUCGAGGGUGCAUCCAUGGAGUUCAUCCAAGUCGUUGAAGCUCGCCGCUAG